UAGCCGCACUUGUAUAAUGAGCCCCUGUCCUUUUAGUCGCGUGUUGUUGGGUUCCAAGUUGAAUGCCGUUUACUCUCUGUCUUUCUCCUUCUCUGCAUUUUCUUCUGCAACUCCCCUCCCACUCCGCCAUUGACGCCGUCGAUCCUUCAACUUAAUUCCAACUGUACCUUUCACCAUUACUUCUUCCAUAACCCGUCGGCGGCCGCGCACAUUCACCUCUUAAACUGGUAUAAUAUAUUCUGUUCUCACAGAUCUUCGUCUCUCUGAAAUUUGUUUGAUCAGGUUUUAAGAUCUCAUUAACUGGCGUUUGAGCACAGAACACACAAUGCUGGUCCCUCCAUGGCUUGAACCGCUUCUGAACGCAUCGUUUUUCAGCGUUUGCCGGAUUCACGGAGACGCCGCCAGGAGCGAGUGUAACAUGUAUUGUCUCGAUUGCAAUGGCGACCCGUUUUGCUUUUACUGCCGUUCUUCAAGGCACAAGGAUCAUCAAGUUAUCCAGAUAAGAAGAUCUUCGUAUCACGAUGUGGUGAGAGUUGCAGAAAUCCAGAAGGUCCUGGACAUAAGUGGAGUACAGACGUAUGUGAUAAACAGUGCGAGAGUGCUGUUUCUGAAUGAGAGGCCUCAGCCAAAAACAUCAUCUGGGAAAGGAGGGGGAGCUCACAUUUGCGAGAUUUGUGGAAGAAGCCUCUUGGACCCAUUUCGUUUUUGUUCUUUGGGAUGUAAGCUUGAAGGAAUAAAGAGGAAUGGGAAUGCGAACUUUGGUUUGGGAUCAGUGUCUUCCAGACAAGAAGAAGAAUUGCGUGAAGGGUCACAACAAGAUAUGUAUCCGGCCACGCCUCCUCCUCCACCUGCUUCCUCUGCAAGAAGAAGAAAAGGAAUUCCUCAUAGAGCUCCUUUUGCUUCCUAGUAGUAAUAAUAAUAAUUAUGCUAUCUUUACCCUCAAAACUGGUACAUAUUUCAAUUCAACCCUUCUCUUGUUAGUAUAAUUUAUUCCUUUCCGAAAAAAAUAAAAGAAGAAAAAGGAAGGAAGAUAGCCUUUGGAGUUGUCCAUGCGUGAAAAAGAAAGGGAAAAGUAUAGAGGUAGGAAAGUUCCUUGUUUUCGGGACUGGUCUCGAAACAACAAAUUGAAGAAUCAAUAAUGCAAUGGGAUUUGUUUAAUAAUUGAUGCUCGAGGGUGUACAUAUCAUUAAGAAAUUGGAAAGCAAGUCUUUUGUUGAGUCCGUUUUAUAGUUUUCAAUGUCCCACCAUCCACAUGCCCCCUUUCACUCAACCAUAACUACGCCUUUUUCUUUUAUUCUUUAUUACUUAUUUGUUUCUUACGUGCAUGACAUGUAAUAUUGGGACGAAAAUCAGUUAUUUAUCGUUACCAGUUUUACCUACCAAA
Molecule: messenger RNA, 1384 nt
Organism: Neltuma alba
Lineage: Eukaryota; Viridiplantae; Streptophyta; Magnoliopsida; Fabales; Fabaceae
Exons: 3
Coding region: 326-907 (193 amino acids)
Source: RefSeq, a predicted model, not a curated record